GGCCACGCUGCGAGUAACGGACGCGCACGCACACACACGCGCGCAAACCGCAAACGAAGCGCAAACGCCACGCGUGCGGCUACAAACAUAACACACGAGAACGCGCACGCGCACGCUCACAAGCGGACCGGCGAGAAAAAAAGGUUUUUUUUCGAAGCAAACGGGAAAGAAAGAAGAAAAACCGUUCCAUUUCCGCCAAGUUGCUUGCGUUCACACACACGCGCGCGCACUAACUCAAACCAAAGCAAUCAAGCGACCAAAACCCCGAUCACGGAUCAAUAAAAGGAAGCAAUAAUAAAGAAGCGGACUUGCCAGGUCCACACGAGGGGGGAAACAAAAAAAAAAAAAAAAAAAAGAAAGGGAAAAAAAGAAAAAAGCGGAACCGAAGAAAAGAGGCUCAAAGAGACAUUGACGCUUUGGAACGAGAAGCUUUGGACGGCUGCUGGCCGCAGCCGGGACAUCCCGCCCAAGGGUCCACGUGGACCAACCAAUUUACCAAUCGAUCGAUCCCCGAUCGCCGAUGGAUCUCCGGCGGAUCCGCCAAAGGUUUGGUUUGGUCCGGCUCCACCAGCCGAGUGCAGCUGAAGGCGAGGGCGGGGCUUGCGCGGGAGUGACAGCUGGCUGUCCAAUGGGAGCUCAGCCCGCUGGCGGCUCCUUCGACCAAUCACGUCGCCGGCCAGACGCGUGGCCCCGCCCCCUUGGUUCCGGAGGAGUUCGCUUUGGACACCGGGACGUGGCGGAGACCGGAAGUGGGCUCGCGUGGGCGGAGUACAUCGCUCUGACGUGUCACGUGACCCUCAACAGCCAACCCUAAGCCUGGCGGAGGUCACGUGGCUCGCUCCCCAUUCCUCUGAUGACGUGGAACCUGCCGAGCCAGCCCAGCCCAGCCCGGCCGAUGUAUGAAAGGAAAAAACGAUGACGUCACUACACUAGCGUACUUUAUUUCAACACGACUUGAAAAAAACAAAAAUAAAAAAACAUACGGCUUAGUAUUAAGCGGCAAAUUGUACUUUCACAAAAUGAGAAUGCUAAUCCCUUCCAAAUUUUAAAAUAUUCCUUGUACAAAUUAUUUGGUACACAUACUUAAAGAGUAACAAAAGUAUUUAUACACGACAAUACCUUGGCGACUUCUCAUUAAGUGAUCUUGAACGAAAAGGUCUCUACUGUGCCUACAUUUUGCUAUGUAUCUUGUCUUUUUUUUAUGUUUAUAUAUUUUAUUACAUAGCAAUUGCCUGCAUGUGUAUACACGUUUGUAUGUUUAAUCAAACUUUGAAUUAAAAAAAAAAUGGCUUAAAAUUCACUAUGAACAAACGAGCACAUAUUGUUCACGUUUCGAUCCUUUUAAACUGGACCGAAACGUCCUUGGAAAAAUGCAUGUCGUUGAACACUCGAAGAUGAAAUGAAAACAAAUAAUUCUGAAUUGUAGCGUUACGAAAUAAAUACAAGCACUUCCGCCUCACAGGAAUUUGCUGCUUCAACGUUGCUCACCUGGUGAACAAACACACACCCACUUACCUGAAAAAAACAACACCCCCAGCUGUUUGUUCUGCUUUUGCUUAUCAACGCUACAAGCGAGCACGAGAACAACGCAAACACGACGGAAUCUCUCUGGUUUCUGUGAGGUCACUGUCGCUCCCGACUGAGCAGCCCCCUGAAAAACAGCAAAGAUGGAUGACGAGUACCUGGGGGCCAAGAUGCAGGGCUGCGGUAUCAGUGAGGGGGCGUGCCUGACGGAUGAGAAGGAGGAGCCCGCAGAGUCCAAAACAUUGCGGCAAACAGAGAAGACCGUGGACCCCCGAAGAGGUUUCCGGCAACGGGGCCCCCGGGACGACAGGGCGCUCGCCACAGGUAAAUCCUCGUAUGUCUCGUCCUCGGUUCGUGGGCGGGGCUGUCCCAGUCGGGAUAUCCUGAAGGUGGGCGUGUCUCUGACGACCUCAGCCAUCUUCUUCCCCUUCCUGGUGUGGGGGGGCUUUGUGUUCCUGCCCUUUGAUGCCCCCCUGCUGGACGGCGCCCCCCUCAGGAUGCUCUACGUGCUGCGCUGCUCCGUAUUUGCUGCCACGCCUGUCAUCUUGGGCUGGCUGGCGAUGGGCGUGAGACGCGUGAGGUUCGGCAUCGUCCGUCCGCUUUUAGACGACAUGGAGGCGGCGGCUCUGGAGGAUCUCGGCGUUCACGCAAAGUACACGCGGGACUCAGUCAGCCUCUUCCUGAUGUACUUCCUGCAGCUGGUCAUCAUGGCGAUGUACCUGAGCCAGGAGCAGCUGAAGCUCGUGCCUCUGCUCGCCAUCGUCUUUGCCUUGGGACGGUCAGUUUAUUGGGUGGCCGCCGCGUUCGGCAGCAGCGUUCGGGCUUUCGGAUCGGGUUUGUCCUUCCUGCCCGGUCUUGUGAUGGCGGUGGCUAACUUGGUGUUCAUCUUCAACGUGGAGUCGUCGGCGCUAUUCUUCAGCUCACCUCGGCAUCCCCAAACUUUGUCUCCCGUCGGCAAGCAGAGGUUCUGGGGAUGAAAAGCUGCGUUUGACGCAGUUUGCUGUGCCUUUUUUCAAAAUAAAACAUUUGCUUGUGGUCUUACCAUUUUCAUAAUAAAACAAAUCAUUAUUCUCAUUAUGAAGAUUGAAGGAGCGAGUU
Phycodurus eques (leafy seadragon) is the source of this 2622-nucleotide messenger RNA. Its product is annotated as transmembrane protein 79-like. NCBI's taxonomy places the organism in Eukaryota, Metazoa, Chordata, Actinopteri, Syngnathiformes, Syngnathidae. Gene Ontology annotation, cellular component: trans-Golgi network membrane; lysosomal membrane. Bases 1668 to 2501 code for a protein of 277 amino acids. Gene Ontology annotation, biological process: regulated exocytosis. The transcript is spliced from 5 exons. The record is from RefSeq and is a predicted model, not a curated record.